UACGCUUUUCCCAGUCAAUCAUCUGGAACCACUGCCCCUCUCUCAAGGUUGGGUGACUUUCAUUCUAACCCAACCAACCCGCCCAAACCCUUGGAUUCUUGGGAUCUGCGGAUUGCUCUCGGACCCGGCCUGCCUGCCUGCCCGUUGGUCGAUGAUGACCUCGAUUGAAUCGGAUUUGCCCGCCUUCUUGGCGGGCUCCACCGGUGGCCACCCGUCGCAAUGGCUCCAAAGUUCGGCCUCGGCCCGUCAACUGCACGAGUGCGCGUUCCGCCUCUUGUCGCAAGCGCCGGCCGCGGCCAAGCGGGCCGUCUUGGAUUUCUACGCCCAAGUACUAGAGCACGUGGCCGGUCUCUAUUUCCGGAAGAAGCGCGAAGGCCGCGAGUACGGCGAGGGGCGACGCGUUUUGGACCGGCUUAAGGCCCAUUUGGACGAACUGGUGCGAGCCCAACGCGGCUUUUGGGCACCCACCGUGGCCGAUUGGGCCUUGACCUGUUUGGGCAGUCUGUCGGCCAAAUACUCGGACAAGGUUUUGGCCGGAUUGCCAGCCGCAAACGCACUCUCCCUGCACGAAACCUUGCCCCUGUGGCUCAGUUGUCACGCCACCCAAACCCUCAUCGACAUCACUACCAGUGGAAUUGACGUUGGCUUGAAAGCCAACGAUAUCAAAGCCACCGAAACGGCCGUUUCCACCUUGCUGGACACGUCGGUCAAGCAUUCGCCCCAUUUUGAUUGGGUGGUGGCCCAUAUUGGCAGCUGCUUUCCUGACACAAUCAUAACGCGGGUUUUGAGCGUGGGAUUGCGCGACUUUGUUCAAUAUGCCGCCGCUCAACAGAAGAAGGAUGGCCAGUUUAAUGUGUCCAAAAUCCCCAAGAUCAACUCGGUUGUGGGCAUUCUCGGGCAUUUGGCCGCCACGCACCAGCCCGAGAUCGAAACCGCUUUGACUAGAAUGGUGAUGGACAGUCUGAACCAGCCCAAAAAGACCAUGAGUCCCGAAGAUGUGGCUAUGGUUCCAUUUGUUUUGUAUCUGGCUUCGCUGUCUGAGAUGCUAGUACCCAUCUUAUUGGCAGACAUCCGUGCUAAAACGACCCCGGAUAUUGCACAGAAGGUGGCGUAUCUGUUCGAGCAAUGGGAGGAUCAGUACUUUCCGGAAGACGACUCGUUGGUCAAUUUAGUGGUUCAUCUGAUUGUCAUCUCAGAAUCACAUUCACCCGCCGUCCUCAGUCUUCUGUUGGAUUUGGGAUCGGGUGAAAACGACCGAAGAGAGGUUCAAAAUGGGGCUCGGCUCAUUGUGGAUCUGAUCUUGGCUGAGCUUCUCUCCAUGGUUCAUCAAACGCCCAAACAUUUUUCAGAAGAUAUUCCCGUUCUUAAAGGCUUUGCCUCGUGCUACGAAUCGUUCCUCGAACGGUAUCUCUUAAGUGAAGACCCAUUUCAGCGCAAGUCCGUGAUCCUUCUACUCAAUUACCUCUCACUCUAUCAAGGACGGACCGUGGCUGUGAACGUGGUCAAAUAUUGUUUGGAUCACGCCGAAAGUCCUGAAGAGCUCGGGAUUAUGCUGGAAUUUCUCAAGGAUACUGAACUAUGGAUAACCGAUGUGGUAAAGGUCGCUGUGAGUCAAAGCAUCAAAGCUAAAGGCCGUGAUCCCAAACUGUUUCUGAUAAAUCUCGCCCAAGUGCUUCACUACCAGUCCCUGCCGAUCUCAGAUCAAAAGAUUAAGGUUCUUUCCCAAUUUGCUGUACCCGUUCAAGAGCAUAUUGAAGGACUGCUUCCCAUGCUGUCAAUUUUGGAGCUGGUCCCGCACGUAUUGAAGGUCCUGCAUUUUGUGCCCAUCCAAGCUGAGGCCAUAUCUAUAUCUGGUCUUCAUCGUAUUUGUCACUGUUUCGUUCAAACCAUUUUCAAUCUGAUUCAGGACGAGAACACUUUCAAGCCUUCGGAAAAGAUCAAAUUAAUCAGUCUUUGCGUCAAGACCUUGCUAACUCUCUCCAAAGUUCCUGUUGCUCUAGCCAUCACUACUCGUUUCCUGGUGGAAGGCGCUUUUCAUUCCAAGUUCUCUGAACUGUUCGGGGGUCGAGGAGCGGAUGGAUCCAAGAGCAAAGGCACCCUAAGAGGGCGGGUCAAGCUGAUUGACGAGAAUCUGAAGUUUGGCUCAAUGCCCACACAUCCCAUGGGAACUUCUACGGCGUUUCACGCAGGCAUCAUUGGUGAAGGCAAGCGUCCCACUAUGAAAUCCAGUCUUCUUUUGCCCAAGCAGAUUGACGAGAAUCAGUUCCUCUUCGUCACAGUUUUGUUCAAGAUCUGCAAUCAUGGAACACGGGAUGAAUCCAAAGAGGCUUGCAAGCAGCUAGCCUUACUUUUGGUCGAAAUCUUCUCGCCUGAUGUCAUGUACAACGGCCUCCCUUGGCCAGAGGAAGAGUUCAUGAAGGUCACGGUGGAGCGUGACCUGAAAAUCGCCAAAAAAGUCGAAGCCCAUCCGUUGGUUUGGAAGAUCUUGUUCGGUCUUGCCGAAGCGCGGCCUUCGCUGUGCUACACAUCCGUGCUCAUUCGAGGUCUAAUGGCCGUUCAAUUAAGCUUCUGGCAAGCGUCCGUGUCCGUGAAGGCCGCAGAUUGUCCCAAACAAUUAACGGACCUCAAGAAAAUCCUGGAACUCAUGUCAGUGGGUCAGUUCUUGCCUCACCCUUUGAAUUCAGUGUCGGAUGUGAUCCACGUGUUCCACGCGUUUCAUGUCCAUUGUGUCGUCGUUGACAUUUGGAACUUUAUGCGGGAUAAUGUUCCCAGUCCUGUGGCAUUCGCGUCCAACAGUGAAGGAGUCCUUUUCCGAGAAUUUGAGCCGUACAAGAACUAUCAGGACUAUUGCGCACGUUUAAGACUGAUUAUGGUGGAGCAUAUUGAUCGGGUUCCCUUGGAAUUUAAACGGUUCUUUGUAGACGUGUCCUUGAAAAACGAGGCGUCCUUACAUAUUGCUAUGGAAUACUGACAAUAUAGGACUACGUUCCACUAACAUGUAUUUUGGGAAAAAAGUGUUACUCCAAAUAUAAGGCAAGCGAA
Messenger RNA from Tigriopus californicus, 3042 nucleotides. It is a transcript of the gene omd, whose product is annotated as integrator complex subunit 5-like. The record is from RefSeq and is a predicted model, not a curated record. Gene Ontology annotation, biological process: snRNA 3'-end processing. Gene Ontology annotation, cellular component: integrator complex. NCBI's taxonomy places the organism in Eukaryota, Metazoa, Arthropoda, Copepoda, Harpacticoida, Harpacticidae. The transcript has 2 exons. Bases 152 to 2971 code for a protein of 939 amino acids.